Molecule: messenger RNA, 738 nt
Organism: Saccoglossus kowalevskii
Lineage: Eukaryota; Metazoa; Hemichordata; Enteropneusta; Harrimaniidae
Source: RefSeq, a predicted model, not a curated record
CCAUUGUGCCCUGUACUGCAGAUAUCCUCAGUUUGUGCUGACAUCUAAUACCUGUUACGAGUGUAAAUCAGUAUAGAAGGAGUUUCCUGCAGCUCCCCUUCGAGUUAUUCUCCAAUAACACAUAGCACACCAGAUGGGUAGGCAUGCAGAUGAAUAAGUCAAUAUAGGUUAGGAGACACCACGUACAAGAUGUUAUCACCUUUCCUAGCUGCAUUAUUUCUUUUCUGUGCUAUCCGGUGGUCGCUGGCGUUGAGCUGCUAUGACUGUGUGUACAUGGAACACCCAACUUAUACUGUGUCUCCUGACUGCAUCGAUGAUUUCCAGCAAAACAGCGAUUACAAGCGCCACUGUACAAAUGUAGAUCCAGUUUGCUCGAUAAAACGAAUUCUUAACGAUGACGGUUCACAUUAUAGUAUAACAAGGAUGUGUAUCAAUAGAAAUAAGUGCACCACGGGGUGCGUGACGGACUUUGACAAUAGGGAAGUGUGCAACUCAUGUUGCGAUGAAGAGGAUUACUGCAAUGGUGGAAUCGUCGGCAAGGCAACCACCGAAAAACCUCGGACGUCAACUGAGACGGAAUCAAAUUGUUCAGGGCACGACUGCACUUCUGAUGCUAGUGGUUUGACUAUCACCAACUACCUUAUAGUAGCUGUUCUUGUCUUCCGCGUCGUGACAUGUUAUAAUGAUGGCGGAAUGAGGAAAUUGAAUUGUCUGAGGAGAAAAAUGGGCAAUAUUUAG